AUGGACUCGUAUCCAGAAACAAAAGAAACAAAAGAAGGUGCGUCGCAACCGCCGCCGUAUGAACCGCAACCCGGGAUGAGUGUACCCCAAGAGCAACCACGAGUUGUUGACACUAGUCGUCAAAGCCGUUGGAAAGCUGAUUUAUUCGACUGCUUUGCUGUCCCUAGCCUCUGCAUCAAAACCUGCUUUUUGCCUUGUGUCACAUAUGCCGAAACCAAAGAGAAAAUGAACAACAACAACAUGAGUUUCAGUACAAAUUGUUUGUGCUACUGCUGUGCUGUGUACACAGGCUUUGAUUGUUGUCUUGCGACUAUGACACGUGGCGAAAUUCGUGCACAACAAGGAAUCAACGGUGAUUUUGUCGAAGACGCUUGCACUCAUUUGUGGUGUGGCUGUUGUGCUUUGGUCCAGGAACACCGUGAAUUCGAUGAUGAAUCUUCUCAAUAA
Paraglomus brasilianum is the source of this 447-nucleotide messenger RNA. The record is from the annotation of a GenBank genome assembly. Lineage: Eukaryota; Fungi; Glomeromycota; Glomeromycetes; Paraglomerales; Paraglomeraceae.